AUGCAGACUGCUUCUACAAACUUUGGUGAAAGACUGUGCAAUAAGCCCAUCUGUGAAAUUUCCUUGCUACUAAAUAUUCCACGGUCAACUGUUAGUGAUAUUAUAACAAAGCGGAGGCAACUGGGGAACAACAGCAACUCAGCCACGAAGUGGUAGGCCACGUAAAAUGACAGAGCGGGGUCAGCGCAUGCUGAAGCACACAGUUUGCAGACGUCACCAACUGUCUGCAGAGUCAAUAGCUAAAGACUUCCAAACUUCAUGUGGCCUUAAGAUUAGCACAACAACAGUGCGUAGUGAGCUUCAUGGAAUGGGUUUACAUGGCCGAGCAGCUGCAUCCAAG
Messenger RNA from Staurois parvus, 340 nucleotides. The record is from the annotation of a GenBank genome assembly. NCBI's taxonomy places the organism in Eukaryota, Metazoa, Chordata, Amphibia, Anura, Ranidae.